GGUAAUCAGGUCAGGGUUCAGGUCUGGGUCUGGACCACUGGUCUCAGGUCAGGGUUCAUGUCAGGGUCAGGACCACUGGUCUCAGGUCAGGGUUCAGGUCUGGGUCAGGACCACUGGUCUCAGGUCAGGGUCAGGACCACUGGUCUCAGGUCAGGGUUCAGGUCUGGGUCAGGACCACUGGUCUCAGGUCAGGGUUCAGGUCUGGGUCAGGACCACUGGUCUCAGGUCAGGGUUCAUGUCAGGGUCAGGACCACUGGUCUCAGGACAAGGUUCAGGUCUGGGUCAGGACCACUGGUCUCAGGUCAGGGUUCAGGUCUGGGUCAGGACCACUGGUCUCAGGUCAGGGUUCAGGUCUGGGUCAGGACCACUGGUCUCAGGUCAGGGUUCAGGUCUGGGUCAGGACCACUGGUCUCAGGUCAGGGUUCAGGUCUGGGUCAGGGCCACUGGUCUCAGGUCAGGGAUGGGACCACUGGUUUCAGGACAAGGUUCAGGUCAGGGAUGGGACUACUGGUCUCAGGUCAGGGUUCAGGUCUGGGUCAGGGCCACUGGUCUCAGGUCAGGGAUGGGACCACUGACCUCAGGACAAGGUUCAGGUCUGGGAUGGGACCACUGGUUUCAGGUCAGGGUUCAGGUCUGGGUCAGGGCCACCGGUCUCAGGUCAGAAAUUAUUCAAAGCCUUUACCACAGGUAUCAGUCAUUACAUCAUUCCUUUACCACAGGUAUCAGUCAUUACAUCAUUCCUUUACCACAGGUAUCAGUCAUUACAUCAUUCCUUUACCACAGGUAUCAGUCAUUACAUCAUUCCUUUACCACAGGUAUCAGUCAUUACAUCAUUCCUUUACCACAGGUAUCAGACAUUACAUCAUUCCUUUACCACAGGUAUCAGUCAUUACAUCAUUCCUUUACCACAGGUAUCAGUCAUUACAUCAUUCCUUUACCACAGGUAUCAGACAAAACCCACAACCACACCGUUAAUAAUAUAUCAUAUUUAGCGCUUUAAUCCAAAG
Oncorhynchus keta (chum salmon) is the source of this 1007-nucleotide messenger RNA. Its product is annotated as hornerin-like. The transcript is spliced from 8 exons. NCBI's taxonomy places the organism in Eukaryota, Metazoa, Chordata, Actinopteri, Salmoniformes, Salmonidae. The record is from RefSeq and is a predicted model, not a curated record. Bases 58 to 975 code for a protein of 305 amino acids.